Molecule: messenger RNA, 3858 nt
Organism: Ostrea edulis (European flat oyster)
Lineage: Eukaryota; Metazoa; Mollusca; Bivalvia; Ostreida; Ostreidae
Exons: 2
Coding region: 929-2365 (478 amino acids)
Molecular function (GO): scavenger receptor activity
Source: RefSeq, a predicted model, not a curated record
GAUUUAAUUGGUUGAUUGAGCUGUCUAUUGAAGAUCUGCUCCGUGUAACGCGUGUGACCAUUGAGGCGCAUGGACCUUUUGUUCCAAUGAUAUGGAUGUAAAUUCUUAUUGCAUAUUUAAGAACCAAAUUUUGCUAUUUAUCUAAAGAUACAAACAAAAUAUAAUUAUGAAAAUAAAAUCAGCAAUAUUCCUAUGUUAGCAAAACUAUGUGGUCUUGAAUUUCUGUUUUGAAGAAAUUCAUCAGUUAGAAAACAAAUGUUCAUUUGUCAUUAAGAAAACGGUAGCAUUUCAAAUGCUUAAAGGCUGCAAUAAAUUAUGUCAUCGCAGAUGUUACAGGUCGAUAUUGGCACAUAGUUUGAAGCUAUCAUGGCGAUCUAUACCGAUUUUAACUUGACUUUAGUUUUGUAUGUCAGAAUUCGAUUAUGUUGCACUUAUUAACGCUGUCAAUGAUUCGGAUGUUUGUUCUUUAGGCUUCGUUGUAAUUUUGUACAUUUUGUCAAAGAGGGACCUCAUGCCUGGAAACACUAUAGUUUGAGAGAGACGCAACUUUGUAAUAGCCGUCAUCUAGUUGAUAGCUUCUUAAGCUUCGAUGAGGGUAUUUGAUUUUAGUGCAUUCCUUCCGAUGGACAAAUCGAAAGAAUGAUUUUUCAACAAAAUAAAAAGAUUGCCAAGGGUUCUACAUUUCUUUAUUGUCAAGUUUAUAGUGAUUAUGUCUAUGCACACAAAUUUGACAAAUGAGUUUGGUUUGUGAAAAAUGUACUUUAACGAUCUUCAAAUUUCAAGUUGUUAUUGCUUGCCAGUUUCCGCUUGAAGGCGUUUCAGCUUGAUGACGUAUAGUCAAACAAAAUUAAUUAUGCAUACAACUGUACUAGUUAAAAUGUCUCGUUUUUUCUUCAACAUAUGUGGAAAAACCAAAAAAACCUAAACGAUGUUACGAUUGGCAUAUGUAAUAAUCAUAAUUAUAACAUGCAUUGUAUUCGCCUUGACCCAAGGACAAGACAAAUCGAGGAGAAAUCCGAACAGGAAAAAAGCUGAUACGGUGUGUCUUAACUGUGAAGAGGACUCCUGUGAUAACAGUACAGGAAUAUGUGAACAAUGUUUGAAAGGAUUCUAUGGUGAGAAAUGUGAAGAUACCUGUCCAAAUACAUGUCCGUCGUGUGAGCAGUCCACUGGUAGGUGCACAUCUUGUCUAGACGGGUGGUUUGGUCCCCAUUGCUAUUUCAAAUGCGUUCUCUGCUUCUCUUGCGAAAUGAACACCGGAAAAUGCACCGCCUGUAAGCCGACCAAAUGGGGACCUAUUUGUCAACAAGACUGCGAACAGAACUGCUAUAUUUGUAAUGCAGAUAAUGGAAAAUGCGUUCAGUGUGCUCGGGAAUAUUAUGGUGAGCACUGUGAGAAGAAGUGUACAAACUGUCUCAGAGGGCGGUGUCGUCCAACAACUGGAAUCUGCCACUUUGGAUGUGAAAAGGGGUAUUACGGUAAAUUCUGCAAUUCCUCUUGUCCCAAAGAGUGUAAAGUAUGUAAUCAAAAUGAUGGAAUGUGUAUAAAAGAAAAGCUGAACAAGAAUGGAAACUCUGCAAUAAAAACAGAAAAAUCCUCAAUACAGAAACGAUUGUCGAAUGGCAAAAAACCAACAGUUAAACUUGGAAAAGCUUUAACUAAGAUAGAAUCGGUUUCUACAAAAGAGAGACCACCGACAGAUGGCAAAAAGCCGGCGGGGAAAAUGGGAAACUCACUGACAAGGAAAAAAUCGAUUUCUACAAUGAAGGAACUAUCGUCGAAUGACCAAAAACCAGUGAGCAAAAUGGGAAACUCUCUGACAAGGAAAAAUUCGAUUUCUUCUAUUGAAAGACCAUCGUCGAAUGGUAAUAAACCUACGGGCAAAAUAGGAAACUCUCCGACAAAGAAAGAAUCAAUCCUUAUAAGAGAGGGGUUAUCGUUGGAUGGCAACAAACCAGGGAGCAAAACUGGAAAAUCUCUGACGAAGAAAGAAUCCAUUCCUAAAUUGGAAAGACCAUUAAUGGAUGGUAAAAAAACAAAGGGAAAAAAUGAGAAUUUUUCAAUGAAGGAAUCAAUAUCUAAAAAGGAAAGACCAUCAUUCAGUUUCAAGACAAAUGCCGGCAAAAAUGAAAAAUUGUUAAAAAAUGGAACAAGUUCUAAACAAGAGAGACCAUCAAUGGAUGGUAAAAAACCGAAAGACAAGAAAGGAAGUCUGACAAAGAAAGAAACUUUUUCUAAAAAAGAGAUUUCUUCCUUGGAAGGCGAUAAGACAGUGGACAAUAAUGUUAAUUUGCCAGAGAGAGGAUCAAUUUCUCCAGAACAAAAGACUGCAGGAACACGAAUAGUAUCUAAUCCAUUCUCCUGAACAAUUUUUUUCACAUCCAUCAAGUAUAUUUCAGACAGAAAAACCGACAAAUCAAUAGAAGGAGUGAGUGAACAAAAAGGAUGAGCCAUAUCUCAUAUACCAAAAAUAUUAUGGUCGCGCUUGAUUUGUCUGCAUUGUUGUACACCCGGUGUAGUCGGUGCACAACUUAUAAUCAAGUGCUAUUCGGUGUAGUUUAGUAUAUUCAAUAUGGACAUUCAGUAGCUGAGGAGAUCCUCAAGGUAGAAUAAAUGAAUUUAAUGCAAAUAAAUCACAAAUCAAAUAAUUUCUAGAAUUUCACAUUUUUUUCUUUUACAAAAAUAUAUCUAAAUGUGCAUUUAUAAGUACCUACAGACAUCCGAAAAAUACCAGGGCAUACUCCAAAAUAUUGGAUGGUUUUUUUUGACACCGAACUUUUUUUUUUUUUUUUUGGUAGUUGUACGAAAUAUCAAUCGUUUUCAUUUAUUCUUUAAAAUAUAUUCUAAGCCCUUGUAAAUAACUACAUACAAUACACUGGGAUUAUUCUCUUAUAUACUUUACAACCAAUAGCACACGGAGGGAAACAUCUGCACAUUUUCCGUCUCACUAUUUGUCAGCCAUAUUUAAGUUUUCGGUGCAUUUACCAACACAUGCCCUGUACAGGGUGUAGAGGGUGUACAACAAAAAGUGUACACCAUUUUCCAUGAUUACAGAAUGGUGUACACUUUGUGGUCGGCGUAGACAAAUCAGGCGCGCUCUGUGAAACAGAAGCAUAUCCAAAUGUACAUAUCCAACUUAAAGGGAUGAAAUAAUUGAACGGAAUGGAAAAUAAGAAAACGUAAUUCUGACAGUGAAGUUUGAUAAAAAAAAAAAAAAAAAGAAAAAAAAAAAAGUAGUUUUAAACACGAUAUAUCGGGAUUUAAAGUAGUAUGAAACUUACUGAAAAUUUAAUAUAUAUAAGUAAUUCUAAAGGUAUUCAAUACGUAAAGAAAGGAGACAGUGGAAUUUUGAAUGUUAUGAAUUAAGGAAAAUGUUUAUUGUUAAAUAAUGAUGAAAGCGAAAUGCAUAUAAUUCACAUGACUGGUAAAUAAUAAAAAGUCGAUUGCUUUGCACUUGCAACUUUUUGGAAGAGUUAUCCGCCUUGAUAAAAAAAAUAUCGGAAAAUAUUUGCAGUAAAUGAUCAAUUUUAUUGCAUGCUUUAUAAAGAGAUAGGUUAUCUAAAUUUUUAUCAACGGUUAUCUAUGAAAAUAUUCUCUUUUAAAAAUAUUUAAUAAACAUGAUCUUUCUAUAGACUAAGUCAAUCCAAUGUAAAAAUUUCAGUGAAAUAAAUCAAGCAGUGAUCAAAAUUUUGUAAAUUCCUUUGGGGUAUUAUUUUUAUUUUAUAAAUCCCUGAAAAUGAUCCCAUGAUUACAAAAAAGCACGCACAUGUAUGUGCAACAAUGGAUUGAAUUUUUGACUAGUCGUCUUGUGUAAUAUUUUUGCAAUUUCACCGAUGGUAAAUAAAGACUGACUAUGAU